AUGGACUGCGAGGGCAAGCCACUCGCCCGGGACGCCUGUGGCUCGGCGGUGGCUCUGGCAGGUGGCUCCGAGGGAGUCAUCGCGGAGCUCUGCGCGCCCGGAAUUGUUUCCGAUGGACGCGCCGGGUCCCUCCCCGUGUGUCACAGCGCGGACGGCACACGGGGCAAAGCCCUGCCCGCUUCCCUUUCCCUCCACCGGCAGCUUCCUCAUGGCUAUAAACCCCAUAGCCACGGACCUCUUCCCAACGUGAAACUCGGGCGGCCCCAGGGCCGGCAGAGGCGGCGCUCGGCUCCGCUCCGCGCCGUGCGGGACACGGACAGACAGACAGACAGACGCCCCGCGGAGGAUGCGCGGCUGCGGGCUGGGCUCGCUCCCCGGCGGGGUCGGGAGGAGCAUCGCCCGCCCCGUCCUCUGCCCAGGCUGAGCUCCCGGAGCCGGUGUUUUCGGAGGAGAAAGGAGAGAUUCAGUGUUUCAUUUCCAUUUGUUUUCUACACUGUUAAUUUGCAAGCACAAAAACCUCUUUGGAGGCUGAACAUCUCAGCAAGCUUGAUUUUAGCAGAAGCCUGUAAAGCACUUUCUGAGGACAAGGUGUCCUUCUGAAGGAAAAUGCCAUUCAGAGAACCCAGCUGCACAGAGAAUGUCACACAGAGCCACCACAUCACCUGCACCCUGGCAGCUGAGGAGGCUGCCUGCACCCUUCGCUUCAUGACUUUGCACAAAGAGUUUGAGAGCUUCUUCAGGGAGCUGUUCAUGCUCCAGAAUGACUAUUGUGUUCAUGUGGAUGUCAUUAAGGAGCCAUUUCCCUUCCAGCAGACAGUGCUAUUUCUUGGCGCCUCCCUCAUUUUCUGGGCAAAGAGGGUGGUCUAGGGCAGCACCUCCCAUCUGUGGGCUGACCUGCACUGCAUGAGAGACCUGCUUGCCUUGGCCGUGCCCUGGUGCUACCUAAUCAACACCUGUGGUCAGGACCUCUCCUUGAAGCACACCAGGGAGAUCAUCCAGCUGCUGAAGAGCCCUGGGAGCAAGGACAUCACGCCCAGGGCGCUGCCACCUCCCCACAUCACCACCUGCACCAAAUAUGUGCACAGGGACCAGUUCUACUCUGCCUUUUCUUUCAUGCUGUGGACAUUUGUGUGCAGAUGUCCUCUGACCACCUGUUUUGGCUCUGUGUCUGUGGCCAUCACCUGGCUCUUUGUGGAGUUCCUGCUGCAGGACCAGUGUGUUUUCCAUCUGCUGGCAUGGCCCAAGAACACCAACAGCCCUGAGGGGCCCUUCUGGGUGAUGCCCUGCAGGAUCCCAGACCACGGGCAAAGCCAGCACCGCUACACUGACUCCCAGCCUGAUGCACUGGACUGUACUGCUUUCCAGAACUGGCUCACCUCUGGAACGACAGAAUGA
Molecule: messenger RNA, 1395 nt
Organism: Melospiza georgiana
Lineage: Eukaryota; Metazoa; Chordata; Aves; Passeriformes; Passerellidae
Gene: GCNT2
Product: glucosaminyl (N-acetyl) transferase 2 (I blood group)
Biological process (GO): transforming growth factor beta receptor signaling pathway
Cellular component (GO): membrane
Molecular function (GO): acetylglucosaminyltransferase activity
Source: RefSeq, a predicted model, not a curated record